CCCCAAUAUCAAUUUAAUUAGAAACAAUAAUCGACGGUUAUGAUUCGUCCAAAUAUAGGCACAAAAAUCAAUGCACCAUCUUAGAAUUUAUAGUUUAUGAUUUGGAUAAUUAGGACCUAGGGUUCACUUAUUAAGGGUUAUGGUAUAGUAUCAUGCCCAAAAAUCCUACUAAUUCGAGGUCUAGAUAGCGUUUUCAUACUCAAGGUAUGCGGUACCCCGGAUUUCACCCAAGGUACCGUAGAAGGCACCUACAUUAUAUUUAUAUUAAAAUAUUAGUUUUAGCAGCACAUUUUCUGUAGCUAUUAAGGUCUGGCUUUAUAUCGUGUAGAAAAAAAUAUAAUUUUGAUAAUUAAUUAUCAUAGUUUUUUUGCAGGCAGAUAGUCAUUUGCUUCUAAAGAAAAGUUUUUAGAGGCUAAGAAAAUAGUUGUUGUUGCUUCUUCAUUUUAAACGAGCUAAAUUGACAAAUAGUUGAUCUCAGGGCUAUGGUGAAUUAUGUGUGGCAGGAAUCUGUCCAAGGUACUCUUAUGUUCCAACUAUGAGAAAAACUUAAGAAGCUUCGACAUUUGCUCUAUGAUUGGAGUAGGGCGGGUACCACAAACUCUCUCCGCAAUAUCAAAACUCUACAAGCUGAAAUUGAUCGGAUUAAAGCUCUUCACCCCAGUAACUAGGAUGAAGUGCGGAUCCUUGAAAUGGAAUUCAAUAGGCAAUGGGAAGCGAAGGAGGUUUACUGCAGCAAAAGUCUCUGGGUCCGAUGGUUAAAAAAGAGUGAUAAAAAUACUUCGUAUUAACAUACGGUCACGAGGGCUCGUAGAAAACAGAAUUCUGUGUCCGGCCUGCGAAAUGAUAAUGGAGAAUGGAUCACUGAGGAGAAUGGGAAGGCAGACAUUGCUAGUACUUUCUAUCAGAAUCUCUUCACCUCUGAGAACCAUGUGCUCAACACGGAUGAACGUGUGGCUGCUCUUCCCAUUGCUCAUAGUGUUACCCCGGAAAUGAAUGACAUUCUUACGACUGAGGUUCUUCCUAAACGAAGUGCGGAGAAUGGUCUUCUCAUUGGGAUCAAAACAGGCCCCGGGAUCCGAUGGGUUCACUGGAAAAAAUUUAAAUCCUUCUGGGACAUUGUUGGUAACUCGGUGAUUGAAGUUUUCUUCUCAUUCUUCGCAACUAGUAGAAUGCUCCGGAGAUUUAAUCAUACAUGGUUGACCUUAAUUCCAAGGUGGAUAAUGUUGAGACUAUGUGGCAACUUCGUCCAAUCAGCCUUUGCUAGUUUGUUUACAAGAUCAUUACUAAAAUCAUGGCUGAAAGGCUUGCUGGCCUCUUACCUCAGAUUGUCUCAGAAGGACAAAAUGCUUUCAUCCGUGAGAGGCAAAUUGUUGAUAAUAUUCUCAUUGGUCACAAGUUAAUGCAUUAUUUGAAAAUCAAAACACGCGGUAAGAAAGGGUACAUGGCUCUAAAGGUUGACAUGGAAAAGGCAUAUGACAGAGUCCAAUGGCCUUUUCUGCUAGCGGUUUUGGAGAAAAUGGGCUUUAACUUCGUCUGGAGAGGAUGGAUACAUGAAUGCCUACAAUCAACAUCGUUUUAAGUCCUCAUGAAUGUCACUCCUUCGGGAUUUUUCACACCUUCCAGGGGACUCCGGCAAGGGGGCCCCCUCUCUGCUCUUCUGUUCGUGAUCUGUAAUGAGGGGUUUGCGACUCUCCUAAGAAAAGCAAUAGAGGCUGGGAAACUGGAAGGGGUGAAAGUAUGCCCUCGCGCUCCUCGUAUUUCUCAUAUGUAUUUUGCGGAUGAUUCUUAUUUAUUCCUUCGAGGUUCUCUCACGAAUGAGAGGAUUUGAUCGAAGUGUUAAAUGAGCAUGAGGAACUGAGUGGCCAGAGGGAGAACUUAGCAAAAUCGGCAGUAUGUUUUAGCAAGAAUGUUGCCCUACCAGAUCAAGAGUUCUUGGCUCGGAUUUUGGGAGUCGGGGCAGUAGGAGUUCAUGAUAAAUAUCUGGGGUUACGUACCCUGAUUGCCCGUUCGAAAAUGGCUACCUUUCGCUACUUGGAGGAGAAAUUGAUGGAGAGAUUACAGAGUUGGAAGUAGAGGACGUUAUCAUGGACUGCUAAGGAAACCUUGAUCAAAUCCAUCGCCUUAGCAUUGCUGUUGCAUGUGAUGUCAUGCUUCAAGUUACCUCUAUCUCUGUGUCGACUCUUGGACAAACAUGUAGCCCGCUUCUGAUGGGGUAUGGAAGAUGGUCAGUCGAGGAUUCGGUGGAGUUCCUAGCAGAAUAUGUGUAGGAGCAAACAUGAUGAGGUAUGGGAUUUCACAGAUUUAAGCAUUUUAAUCAGGCGUUAUUAGCCAUAAUCGCAUGGCAUAUCCUUAAUGAACCUCAACCUCUUUUAGCCCAAGUGUACAAAGGAAAAUAUUUUCCGAAGGGGACCUUUCUCCAAGCCAAGGCCUGCUCUCGCCCAUCCUGGGGGUGGCAGAGUAUCCUCUAUGGGCGGCAGUUACUGGAUAUGAGGUUACGAUGGCAAAUUGGCAAUGGUCAGACUACGUCUCUUCUUCAUUCCAGCUGGAUACCUCAGUUGCAUCCCUACCCUCCAAUGUAUAAUUCCCAGGUGCUUCCCAAUGGGGUGACCCUCCGGUUGCCGAGAUUAUCUGCUAGGGGGAGGGCGUUGGUAUGACAUCAAGUCGGGGUUGUGGUUUGAUCCGCCUACUUGUCGGGCCAUCAAAGCUAUUCCUCUUCCGUGCCAUAAUGUGGAUGAUAGACUUAUCUGGCAAGGCGCGACUGAUGUGGUUUUCACUGUUAAAUCCGCCAGCCAUUUUGCUGUCUCUCUUGAUAAGCGGAAUGGUCAUUGGAGGUCUAUGGCUAGCUGGAUGGAUAGGGCCAGUUGGAUUCGUAUAUGGGAGGCCAAUAUUCCACCCAAAUUGAAAGUGUUUGUCUGGCAAAUCUUUCAUAGAAUCCUUCCAACUACUGAAGCUUUCAUUGAGAAGGAUGUCCUUAUGUUUCCUCGAUGUCUGGUGUGUUGGAGUGAGUCAGAAACAAUGGAACAGUUGUUUCUUGACUGCCCAGUAGCACGCACCCUUUGGGACUACUAAAGUCUGGAGCAUCUUGGGAAAGGGUUACCUCGGCAUACUUUCCCACUGUUCCUAAAAAGGUUGAUGUCCUUAAUACAUCAACCUUCUCUUUUCAUGCCGGUUGUUGCUAUCUUAUAGAGGAUUUGGAGGUCCCGUAAGUGGGUUGUCUUUGAGGGUAAAUGGUUUGAGAUCCCUGCCUUGAUGCGCCAAUUUAACCAACAAUGUCAGGAGUGGGAAAGUUUGUCGGUGGAUCGCAUAACUCAAGUUCCAUUUCCUUUGAUACAACCAUGGGUCCUGGAGGAGUCUAAUAUGGUUGUUUGUAUGUGGGAUGGGGCUACAAGUAUUGGGUCUCACUCGGCUGGCGGGAUGGUUCUUCUGAACCCCAAUAGGGAGGUUCUUAUGGUUCAGGGUAUUCAGUUUCUGUUGAUUGAUGAUCCUUUGGUGGUUGAGAUGCUCGCGCUCCGGGAGGCUAUUUUAUGGUGUCUGGAUCAUGGCUUCACGGAAGUGAGGUUCGAACCAGAUGCUAAAGUAGUCAUUAAAAAGAUCAAUUAGGCGGAUACCAGAGAUAAUAGGAUAGGGGCUAUUCUUGAAGAAAUUGUGCAGUGCUUUGACGCUCACUCUGGGUUUAGUGUUCUAUUUGUAGGUCGACGCAGCAAUAGGGUAGCUCAUGCAGUGGCUAGAAAUGUCCUUAAUUUGUAUCCGACUAUGAGUCGGUUCUAUGAUUUUCAGACCUGGCUGAACUCGAGACUAUAAGUGUCUCUCUUUGAAUCAAUAUGAUUACCUUUUGUCAAAAUAUAAAAAGUUGUAUUCUUCAUUUUAAAAUGAGCUAAAUUUACAAAUAAUUGGUUUGAUAAUUAUAAUGGUAACCAUUUGAACACCCUAGGGGUCGUUUGCUUGUUGGAUUUGAAAAAUGAGGGUUUUGGCCAAUAAAAACCUUGAGAUUUAUGUUGGAUUUAUUGAGUUAUGGAUUUGAAGAGUCUAAUGUUUGCAUGAUAGAUUUCAUGAUGGAUUUGUUAAAUAAAUAACUAACCAUCAAGGAUUUCCAAAUCCCAAAUCAAUAUGUGGGAUUUACAAGUCCGUAGGGUCCAAAAAUUUGGUUCCAAAAUAAAGACCAAAUCCGUGAACCCCACGGAUUUAGCACCCUUCAACAAACAAUGGACUUAGGUUAAAUCCAUCAAACUUGGAAUUUGGGUACCAAAUCCAUUACCCAAAUCCAACAAGCAAACAACCCCUAACCAAAUGUGUGUUUUUAUUUUUUCCCAUUUCCUUUUGAUUCGCUGCUCUACUUCAAAAAAUUAAAACAGCUAUUCGUUAAGUGAACGGCUAUUUGCCGCCAAUCAAAUUGCUAUUUGCCGCCAACUAAAAAAAAAAAAAAAGAAUUCAAAAUUUGAAUUUUCUAUUCCUUCCCAGUGCCUCCGUCGCCGGUAAAAAAAAAAAUUUUAAUUUUGAAUUUUCCCUUCCUUCCCAGUGCCUCCGUCGCCGGCACCGUUCUUCCGUCGUCGGCUAACCUCCCGUCGCCCUCAAUCGUCGGAAAACAAGUAAGUUUACUUUUUCCGGCCAGUUUUCCAGUUUUCCGGUAAGUUUUCCAGUUUUCCGGCGAAAAACACGGCGGGCCGAAAAAAAUUGCGGCCCGAACGUCGCCGAGCCGAAAAAAAUUUGUGGCCGGGACGACGGCCGGCCGAAAAAUUCUUUCGGCCCGGGGACGCCACGGCCGCAAAUUUUUUUCGGCCGGUCGCCGAACACGCCGGCCAAAAAUUUUCCGGCGGCGUGUUCGUCGGCCGGCCGAAAAAAAUUUGCGGCCGGAGCGACGUCGGGCCGAAAGAAUUUUUUUCGGCCGGUCGCCGAACACGCCGGCCAAAAAUUUUCCGGCGGCGUGUUCGUCGGCCGGCCGAAAAAAAUUUGCGGCCGUGGCGUCGCCGGGCCGAAAGAAUUUUUCGGCCGGCCGUCGUCCCGGCCUCAAAUUUUUUUCGGCUCGGCGACGUUCGGGCCGCAAUUUUUUUUCGGCCCGCCGUGUUUUUCGCCGGAAAACUGGAAAACUUACCGGAAAACUGGAAAACUGGCCGGAAAAAGUAAACUUACUUGUUUUCCGACGAUUGAGGGCGACGGGAGGUUAGCCGACGACGGAAGAACGGUGCCGGCGACCGACGAUUGACUUGCCUCGCGCCCGAUCUUCGUCCAAUCGACCCCGAACUCGCUAGAAAUCCAUAAUGAAAUUCAUAAGUUCAU
Molecule: messenger RNA, 5274 nt
Organism: Linum trigynum
Lineage: Eukaryota; Viridiplantae; Streptophyta; Magnoliopsida; Malpighiales; Linaceae
Source: the annotation of a GenBank genome assembly